Coregonus sp. 'balchen' is the source of this 7620-nucleotide messenger RNA. The record is from the annotation of a GenBank genome assembly. NCBI's taxonomy places the organism in Eukaryota, Metazoa, Chordata, Actinopteri, Salmoniformes, Salmonidae.
UUACACCCAUAGAGGAACCCAGUUUGCACUGAGCUGUUGUAAAAUCACUGCUGGUUCAGCAUCCACCACAACACACUGCUUAGUAGAAAAGCGUAUUUUGAUUUUCUCCUCUGAUUUGGAACACCUAAACAGGUAACUAGCUAACAUCACUAACAACUGAAUAAGCUCGAUAAAUGCUUGUUGUCACGUUAUUACGAGUGUGUUAGCUAGAUAGCAUUCGUUUGGUACUAACUAGCUAGCUAGCUGGGUAUGUUGGAUCAUGAAACGAUUCGAUGUCAAUAACGUUAGCUAGCUACCGUAUUUUGUAGAUAUGUAUGUGUUUGUAUAAUAACAAUGUGCCUACUAGCUAGUAAGAUAACUAGCUGUGUUACAUAAACAUCUGAACAGCAGCCAGCUAACGCUAGCUAGCUAACUUAGCUAACGUCAAGGCAAGUUAACAUAACGUUAGCUUUUGAUUUUCUCUUGCCAAGACAGCUAGCUAACUUAGCUGAAUCAGAGAGGUGCGGGGUGCUGCAGUAAUCUGACACCAGUGCGUCAUCGGCGCCCGGAACCAGUUGUUGUUGGGGAAGUUAACUGCCUUGCUCAAGGGCAGAUCGGCAGAUUUUUCCACAUUGCCGGCUUGGGGAUUCGAACCAGUUACCUUUUGGUUACUGGCCCAACACUCUACAGAGGCCUAACAAAUAAAACAUUCCUGUCUCAAUAUCUUAUUCCCUCUGUCCAUCCCUUUCUUCUCUUUCCCCACUCCUUCCUUCCUCCCCCUCCCUCCCUCCGUCUCUCUUUCCUCCCCUCCCUCCCCCUUCUCCCCACUACCGUCCCUCUCCCUUCUCCCCACUACCGUCCCUCUCCCCCCUCUCCCUCUUCAGGUACGCUGGAAUUUUCUGACACCCACUCGGACAUGUCCUAUGUCUUCAUUAACGACUCAUCGCAGACCUCCGUUCCCCUGCUGCAGGUAUAGUCCAACACAAGGGGGCCAAUCCCAAAUCGACCCCUAGACCCGACACCUUAUGCACUUGUGGAGACCCGAGAGGAUUUGACAGGAGUAAACAAUAUGGUAAUAGAUCCACUUGCUCACUGCAAAAGUGGAAGUUUCACCAUGUUGCUUAAACCUGUCAAAUCCUCUCAGAUCUCCGCACCUGCAUAGGGUGUAGGGUCUGGGGGUCGAUUUGGGAUUGGGCAACAGUGUAUUCACUUGGAACCAAACUGACGCAAACGGGACAAAAAACAGGGAGGGACCUAGCUACCUGAAUUAGUCCAAUAAGAAACUCUUGCUUCUGUUGCAAAACCUUUUCGGUUGCAAAACAUUUAGCUACGGUGUGCACUAAUGAAUACGCCCCCAGUCUUUGAAGUUGAUGGUUGCUACGGUUGUUAUAUCGAUUAGCCUAAUCAAAGUUGUUGUUUUAUAAACUGAAAAAUCUUUUUUUUUUUACCAGCAGAAUUCAAUAAAAGGUGUGCGUGCGAAAUAAACACAUGCUUUUUUAUCUGUUGUGGGGCGGAAAAGCUACACAUACUUUGAAUCAAAAUAAAUAAUCUAAAUUUCUAUCUCUGUCCAGCAAUGGAAAAUAUCUCUUAAAUUGGGAUGAAAAAUAUCACUAAAUUGGGGGUUUUAAAUGUUCAAUUCCCAAUUUUUCUGAAUCGAUACAGACACCAUCAAUUGACUAUUAUUAAUCUAACUCAUCCCGGGUCGUUAUUGUAGUAGGGCGAUUCCAACGUUAUGGACAUUACAUUUGCAUGCAAAAUCACAACUUUAAUGUCUCACAGAAUGGACAAACAAAAUAGAAAUUAAACUUUUGAUGUGUGUGUCUAUAGUACCCCUUGGGGGGAGUCUAAACCCCCAAAAAGCGGACUUCUAAAUAUUGGCAUGUUGGAGAAAUAAAGAAAAUAAUAAGCGUUAUAGAAGUAGUUUGUAAGUCUUAGGUCAAAACAUGGAUAGCCAUUUUGAAGGAAAGGCUUGGGUGAACACAAAAACUAUAAUUUAAAAAGAUUUCCAUGAUUACUUUAGGGAGCAAAAAUGACUUAUGGAUGUUACACCCUCCAUUAUGAGUCUGAAAAAAACAUAAGAAUCUUAAAGAUGUCUUGAUCAAAAUCUAUCAUAACACAUUUGUUUUUAAAAUGUUAGCAGAAGGCAUAGUACCUUAGGAUUGCAUAAUUACAGGUAGCCUGAAUAGUAGUUGAAUGUAGACACAAAUAUACUAUUUUCUUGUAUUACAAUUCUUCUGAAAUAUUGUAACAUAUUAUGCAAAUUAGACAAUAUACAUGUGCCUAUACUAGGCUUGGGCGAUACAUUUUAAAUUUUAGUCAUUUAGCAGACGCUCUUAUCCAGAGCGACUUACAGUUAGUGAGUGCAUACAUUUUAUUUUCAUACUGGCCCGCGGUAUACGGUUUAAACUGUAUAUUUCGAAACUAUAAGAAAUCUAAGAUUUGUCAAAUAAAUUCUAUCCAGCUCAGGGCUCCAGCUAUGUAUUUGGUUGGCUAACUUGCUAGCUAAGUGGCGAGAUGUCAAGAUCAAGCUUAUUGGUUACAGCACAGACAUUCAAUCCCCUCCUGGAUCAAGAUGCAUGUUGCCUAAAUUGUUUUGUGUGUCCCCCAAAAAUAAAUAAAUAAAUACACUGAACAAAAAUAUAAACGCAACAUGCAACAAUUUAAAGAUUUUACUGAGUUACAGUUCAUAUAAGGAAAUCAGUCAAUUUAAAUACAUUUAUUAGGCACUAAUCUAUGGAUUUCACAUGACUGGGAAUACAGAUAUGCAUCUGUUGGUCUUUAGAUACCUUUAAAAAAAAGUAGCGGCAUGGAUCAGAAAACCAGUCAGUAUCUGGUGUGACCACCAUUUGCCUCAUGCAAUACGACAUAUCUCCUUUGCAUAGAGUUGAUCAGGCUGAUGAAUGUUGUCCCACUCCUUUUCAAUGGCUGUGUGAAGUUGCUGGAUAUUGGCAGGAACUGGAACACGCUGUUGUACACGUCGAUCCAGAGCAUCCCAAACAUGCUCAAUGGGUGACAUGUCUGGUGAGUAUGCAGGCCAUGGAAGAACUGGGACAGCUUCAGCUUCCAGGAAUUGUGUACAGAUCCUUGUGACAUGGGGCCGUGCAUUAUCAUGCUGAAACAUAAGGUGAUGGUGGCGGAUGAAUGGCACGACAAUGGGCAUCAGGAUCUCAUCACGGUAUUUCUGUGCAUUCAAAUUGCCAUUGAUAAAACGCAACUGUGUUCAUUAUCCGUAGCUUAUGCCUGCCCAUCCAAUAACCCCACCAUGGGCCACUCUGUUCACAAUGUUGACAUCAGCAAACCACUCGCCCACACAAUGCCAUCUGCCCGGUACGGUUGAAACCGGGAUUAAUCCGUGAAGACCACACUUCUCCAGCGUUCCAGUGGCCAUCAAAGGUGAGCAUUUGGCCACUGAAGUCAAUUUACGAAGCCGAACUGCAGUCAGAUCCUGGUGAGAACGACGAGCACGCAGAUGAGCUUCUCUGGGACAGUGUCUGACAGUUUGUUCAGAAAUUGGGCUGGCGUGGUUACAUAUGGUCUGUGGUUGUCUGGCGUGGUUGCACAUGGUCUGUGGUUGUGAGGCCGGUUGGACGUACUGCCAAAUUCUCUAAAACGACGUUGAGGCAGCUUAUGGUAGAGAACUUAACAUUAAAUUCUCUGGCAACAGCUCUGGUGGACAUUUCUGCAGUCAGCAUACCAAUUGCACGCUCCCUUAAAACUUGUGUUGUGUGACAAAACUGCACAUUUUAGUGGCCUUUUAUUGUCCCCAGCACAAGGUGCACCUGUGUAAUGAUCAUGCUGUUUAAUCACCUUCUUGAUAUGCCACACCUGUCAGGUGGAUGGAUUAUCUUAGCAAAUUAGAAAUGUUCACUAACAGGGAUGUAAACACAUUUGUGCACAAAAUCAGAGAAAUAAGCUUUUUGUGCAUAUGGAAAAUUGGGAUCUUUUAUUUCAGCUCAUGAAACAUGGGACAAACACUUUACAUGUUGCGUUUAUAUUUUUGUUCAGUGUAUAUAUAUGAUUAUUAUAAAACACAUUUGAAAAAGUGCCCCUUGUGUGCACAUUCGGUAAUACCACAUACCCCGGUAUGGUACAGAAACGGUAUGAUGGUAUGAAAAUCUGGAUACCGCCCAACGCUUGCCUAUACUGCCAACCCACUUUUCUGGACACUGGAGCACUGUCAGUAUAUUUUGGGGGGGGGGCUUUCAUUUGAAGAAAAAAAAAAAAAAACACUCCAGGACUAUUUACAGAUUGUUGAUAAACACUCUUCUCAUCUUUCUAUCUAAAUAGUACUGCCAUGUAUGACAAAUGCAUUUCAGAAUAUAUUUCCCAGGAAAAAUCUUAGAUCGAACACAUCAUUUUCAAGAUAUCAUCAAUUGCUUUUGUAUAAGUCUAAAGAAUACAUCCCAGAAGAAGCACACUUAAUGUGGUGAAUGCACAAGCUUCUGAAGCUAAGAUAUGAUACAUUAUUAUCCAUCACAUUCACAACGUUAUAGAUGUUACAGAUAUCAUAACGCUGAAAAAGGAUACUGACAAUGUAAAUAUAGACAAUGUAAAACCUUGAUGAAAGUUAGCUUUACAGAGAAAGGUUUUAAGAUGAUCCGAUGUAAGAUGCAUGUUUUACAAAAACCUUUCCUAAAAAAUGUUAUGCAUGUUAGAUGGCUAAUGAAAUUAAAACUUUAUUUGUGGAUGCUCAGGUUGACCUUCCCACAGAAUUGCCCGGUAGAGAAUGUGUUCUCAAUAACUUACCUGGUUAAAUAAAGGCAAAUCCCUGACUGCAGGCCUGCAUUGACGGGGACCUGCCUUUCGCCAAGCGGCUACUGGAGACGGGCUGUGACCCAAAUAUACGGGACAACCGGGGUCGUACGGGCCUGCACCUAGCAGCUGCCAGGGGGAACGUGGACAUCUGUUGGUUCCUCCAUAAAUUUGGGGCAGACCUCCUGGCUACAGACUACCAGGGUAACACAGCCCUGCACCUCUGUGGACACGUGGAUACCAUCCAGUUCCUGGUGUCCAACGGCCUCAAGAUAGAUAUCUGGUGAGAGAGGGGCUGGGGGUUGGAGUGAGGGCUAGUGACAGUGCCUUUUUUAGAGUGCUUGAAUGCUGAGAGUGGCUCAUGUCUAGAUAUACAUCUGGUGAGAAAGGGAUGGAGAGAGGGGUAAAGCUAGUGACAGCCUACACUCUGACAAAAGGUGCAUUAUCAUGGACCAUCCAAGACGCAUUAAACUAGCAAAUGUAACAACCCCCCCCAUUAUUCAGGGAAAUUGCCAUCCUGAACAUUAUUUUAAUUUAUCCCGUUUCUACUACAUGGUCCAUGGACUGAUGCAGGAUGGUAAAAGUAGGCUUAACAUGUGAAGGAAGCACCAGCACCUCUUCACAAUCUAACAUCCAAGCGUUCUCUUUGGUUCUCUCAGUAACCACAACGGGUCAACUCCACUGGUACUGGCCAAGAGGCGCGGGGUGAAUAAGGACGCUAUCCGUCUGCUGGAGGGCCUGGAGGAGCAGGAAGUUAAAGGAUUCAACAGAGGAGCCCACUCCAAACUGGAGACCAUGCAGAUGGCUGAGAGCGAGAGGUGAGGGAGGAGGAGAUGGGGGGAGGGGGGGGAAGGAGGUGGGGGGAGCCUCCAAGCUAGCAAUUCGGCGACGCGAGUGGAGACGUCAAGCUGCGGAGUGAGCUUUAUGAUACGAUCUUAACUCUGUUACACCCACUCUAAGCUGGAGACCAUGCCGAUGGCAGAGAUCAAAAAGGUGAGGAGGGGAGAGGGGGGGGACAGCGGAGCAUGAGGUGAAAGGGUUCCACAGGAGGUAAUUAUUGUGUUGUGUGUGUUGAAGUUCCGAUUUUCGAACACUCACAAGAGGGGGCGAGAGAAAAGAACAGAAGUACAGAAUAUAAAAUAUGAUUGAAUUUGCAUCACUAUGUAAUGAUAUUCAAACCUAUUUUCAAUGUCUCUCUCCGCUCCUCCAUCACUGUCUAUUUCAUUUACCACCAUCUCCCCCCCCUUUUCCCCCCCUCAGUGGGAUGGAAAGCCACUCCUAUCUACAGGAUCUAGAUCGUAUCGAAAUACACUGAGUAUGCAAAAUAUUAAGAACACCUGCUCUUUCCAUGACAGACUACGUGGAAGCUAUUGUCCCUUAUUGAUAUCACUUGUUAAAUCCACUUCAGUCAGUAUAGAUGAAGGUUAAUGAAGGCUUUCUAAGCCAUGAGACAAUUGAGACAUGGAUUGUUUAUGUGUACCAUUCAGAGGGUGAGUGGGCAAGACAAAGGUUUUAAUUGCCUUUGAACGGGGUAUGGUAGUAGGUGCCAGGCGUAUUGGUUUGUGUCAAGAACUGCAACACUGCUGGGUGUUUCUUGCUCAACAGUUUCCCAUGUGUAUCAAGAAUGGUCCAACACCCAAAGGACAUCCAGACAACUUGACACAACUGUGUGAAGCAUUGGAGUCAACAUGGGCCAGCAUCCCUUUGGAACGCUUUCGACGCCAUGUAGAGUCCAUGCACCGACGAAUUGAGGCUGUUCUGAGGGCAAAAUGGGGUGCAACUCAAUAUUAAGGUGUUCCUAAUGUUUGGAAUACUCAGUGUAUAUCAAGUUAUGUCAUGGUGGCAUUUAAGCUAACAAUGGGCUACUUCUUUCUCUCCCUGUCAGUGCGAUGGAGAGCCACUCCCUGCUCAACCCCAACCUCCAGAACAGUGAGGGGGUUCUGUCCAGUUUCAGGACCACCUGGCAGGAGUUUGUAGAGGACCUGGGCUUCUGGAGGGUAUGUAACGUGUUGCAUCUUCACAGAUGCAAGUGCAAGUUGUUGAAUGAAGCACUAAGGAGAUUGGACUUUUGUUCUGUGACAUGACGUGCAAACGUUGUUUGUCGGAUUGAUUAAGUUAGGCAUCUCCUGCAUAGCAUGGAAUAUUUGCCAGAUACAGGAAGUUACACCGUAAAAGUAAAACACGAUUGCAGUUGCCAGAUGUAGCCAAUAGGUGUCUUCAAAUGACCAUUCUGUAUAUAACCUGGUGUCUCAAUUUUGGUGAAACUCACAAUAAAGGAUGCAUUUCUAACUCGAUUACAGGUGCUGCUACUACUGGUGGUUAUCGCCCUGCUCUCCCUGGGCAUAGCUUACUACGUCAGCGGGGUGCUGCCCUUCUCCGCCAGCCAACUGGAGCUGGUACACUGAGGAAGGAGGAAGAGAGGGAUGGCGGUACUGGGUCACAGAUAAGAGGAAGGAGCGGAUAGAAAGAUGACAAGAAUGGAAGGUUUGGGGCGACAUGCAAGGAAGCACUGGGGUUAGAUUGGAAGGGGUGGGUGGAUGUGUUUUAAGUUUUAGAUUCACUCGCACACACAUACACACUAACAUAAUUCCAGCAAAACAUUCCCUUUCCAACCUUAGAGACUACUCUUACCUUAAUAAUCCAGUUGUCACCCAUUCUAGCAGAGGGCAAAGUCAUGCUUAUUCUCAUGUGAUGUCAUUGUGAUUGACAUGACUAGCCAGGGCUUGUUGUCCAUAUGUGAUGGUUAACAAUGAAGAGGUCGGGUGACUGGCUUUUACGUAGCUGGGCCACGUCCCAAUUAUCUCUCAUUCCUCCUAAAGUGUGCACUUGUUAACUUCCCUUCACUAAUUUGAAAGGAUAUGACUGGUACAGUGGGGAGAACAAGUAUUU